This is a messenger RNA of Tetranychus urticae (two-spotted spider mite), 8600 nucleotides long. Its product is annotated as small subunit processome component 20 homolog. The record is from RefSeq and is a predicted model, not a curated record. NCBI's taxonomy places the organism in Eukaryota, Metazoa, Arthropoda, Arachnida, Trombidiformes, Tetranychidae. Gene Ontology annotation, cellular component: 90S preribosome; small-subunit processome; nucleolus.
AUGGUAAAUGUUUAACACAUUGUGUGUCCACAACUUUAAAAACCUUUCUCAUUUGUUGCAAAUCUAUUUAAGUCCCUUUAAAUUAAAUUAACAACUAUGAGUGAUUAUUUUAAUUAGUAAUUUGAUCAUUGUAUUUUGACAAAUCCCUAGUGUUUAUUACAAUGGUGAAAAGUAAGCCAAAAAAAGGUCGACCAGACAAGACCUUUACGUUCAAAUCCUUCAAUGACCACAUUUCAGAAAUCAAAAUCGACCUUAUUCGAAAGAUUGAUACUGCAAGAGGAUCUGAACAAAAUGAUUUUGAAUCCAAGUUCCAUGAGACAUUACAAAAGUUUAGUGACUUUAAUUGUACUGCUGAUUUUGCAGCAAUCAAGAAACGGCUUGGUGGAACCUCAACAUUUUACUCUGUGAUUCAAGUUCAUGAGCGACAUGAAGAGUUGUUCAAUGUUCUCCAUGAUUCCUUGUCCAAAGAAGAUAGUUUGGCCAGUGAUGUCAUUCUUGAACUUAUUGUUGCUCUUGCAACUGACAUUGGUGAAUUGUUUUAUCCAUAUUUUGAACCAACGUUUGAAGCUCUCGUUAAACUCAUGGAUAGCCAGGAUCCUAAAUUAGUCGAGAAUAUUUUUAUGGCAUUAGCCAAUCUAUUUAAAAUACUUUCACGAGAGAUACAAAAGCAAGCAUCUUACAUACAGAAAAUAUUUGCACUGUUCAAAGGAUUGUUUUCCAACAAAAGGCCAGAAUUUAUUCGUUCAUUUGCUGCCCAAAGUUUAACCUACCUUAUACGAAAAAUCUCGAAGAAAGAUGAGGUUAUUCAAGUUGUGCUCAAGGAAGUUGAUUCAGAUUCUAGUGUCAUCAGUGGUGUUUCCUAUUUGUUAUUUGAAAUAGUUAAAGGUGUUACCGGCCAUUUACAGAGCUGUGCUGAGACAUUCAUCAAAUCAUUGCUCGUUAUUUAUACAGAAAAUUAUUCUGCAUCAAAAAAUGUUAAACUGUGUGUUGAGGAAACCUUUAAACUGAUUGCUGGCCAUAUUGAAAAAGAAAGGUCUGAUAUUAUAUGGAAAAAUUUGUUAACUGUGUGUGAAAAUUCCAUCCAAUCUCCGCAAUCAUUCAAGCAGGUAGCAUCGAUAUUGUUGUUUUUUGUCUCUUAUAAGCGUGGAGAGCUUAUUCAAGAUUGUGAAAAUAUCGUCUAUUCCACAAUUCUUUUUCUCAAAUCCAUGUUUGAUGUUCAAGAUUGCUUAGAUGUGUUACUUCGCUUGACUGCUGUUAUCUUAAACAAUCUUUAUGCGUCAAUUGAACCUGAUCGUCGUCGAGAACUUAUCAAAACUGCUUUCGAUUCUAACAUAACAGCAUCACAAUUUGGUUCCUUUGUAGAGAGCCUUUACCACAAUCACUUCUUUGAAGACGAUAUUCUACCAUUUCUCCUAAAGCGAUCCUAUCAACCUUUAAUCCAGUGUCAAACUAGUUUGAUUGAAGAUGAAUUACAAGAACAGAUCAAAGAAUUUAAUAAUAUCAUUGAUAUUUUAUUCAAAUUGAUUACGUGCAAGGCACCUUUACCAAUUUUGGAAACUCUUCCAACGUUUGAAGCCUAUCCUUUAGACUUUUCAAAAGUUGCUACAGAAGAAGGAUGCGCGGAUUUGAUUGCGAGGCUGUUGAAAGUUCUAAUUGAUCCACAGGAUUGGGAACUUGUUCGUAAAAUCGUAAACAUUUUGCCUCACUUGAUACCGCUGGAGCGUAGUUUCGUUAUAGAUGGAUUGACAAGCUUGAUUAUCAAAUUGAUGGCAAAAAUUAGUGAAUUUUCCAGUGAUCCUGACCGUUGUUAUACCAAGCUUGACUAUGAAAAAGCUUUGUUUCUAACAAUUCUUAGCGAGUCAAUAUACUCACUUUCACUGCUGCGGUCAUCAGAACUUUUGUCAGUUUUCGAGGAUGCCUUCAUUACACACUUAUUCAAUAAAUUUCCUGGAAAUCCAAUAAUCCUUCAAGGGUUCGUGUUUUUCUUACAAUACGCAGAUUUUUGUAAGAACAAAGAAGUUUUCAGUCGUGAAUUUUUCGAAAAAAUGUACUUCAAUUACUUUCAAGACAAUUUACGCCAUCCGAAAAGUCAAGUUAGAUUCUUAACUUUGAUGGCCAUCGACUUGCUUAAUCCUCCAAUGGGACCAAGUGAAUCAGGAGAAGUUAAUAAGUCCAUAUUUCGUAUUUGUUUGGAUGCCGAAAUGGUUUCUGUGACUCUUCAAGAAUAUCGAGAAAAAUUGCGAUUGAUUAAUCUUCUGCAAUAUGGUUUGGUUAACAAAUCACUUCCAUUGCCAUCACUCAACGGGCAAACAUAUGAUCUUGCCCCUUUAUAUUAUUUACUGGGUACUCUUUACUAUAACUUUACCCCUCUAUGGCAACCCAUACAAAAGAUGAUUCAAGAGUAUGGACGAGGGUCGAAAGAUAAGACAUCAUUUUGGCAAGUUGUGUCCAAGCAUUUCCACGAUACUCAAAAUUACUGUAGAUUAGACACCCAUGUUGAUACCAAUACGUUUUGGCCAAGAAUGAAUCAAACAAGUGAAGCCAAUCCAAAACCAGACUAUCUAAAUCAUCGUAUUUUGUUAUUACAAAUAUUUAAAUCAAUUGCAGACGUUCUAGAAAAUAAUGGCGAUGAUGUUGUUUUUUGGUUUUUCGAUUUCUUAAAAGACGAAGCUGACUCAAAAGGGCUUGGAAAUUUCAAAAAAGAAGAAGAUAUUUCUAUAAUAUCAUCCGUAGACAUUGAAAAUGACGAUAAAACUAAAGACAAGGAAAGUGAUACUCAAGAGGAUAUCGAUCCUGACUCUAUAAUUAAUGAAGAUGCCGAGUUAUCAGACACUGAAAUAGACAUGGAUAAAUCUGACAACUUUAAAAGUGAGCAAGAUGAACCAAAACGUAAACUCGAAGUGAAGGUAAUGUUGAAAACGAUGGUUGCUUUUCUUGAUCUUUUGGCUCAAUUCAAAGCUCCUAAAAAGUUGGAUAAAGGGGGAAAACUUUUGGAAUUGCAUCGCUCUCUACUUCAACAUACUAAUCCAAUCGUCCAAAAAGCUGCUCUCAAUUGUCUUUUCAAUUAUAAUGACAAAAACGUUAAUCCUUAUCGAGAAAGUUUAUUCAGACUGUUGGACGAUACUACAUUUAAAGACGAGAUUCUCUUGUUUGGUUCAAGAGGUCCCAAUCCUGAUGAAGAACAUGUUAAGCCUGAACAUCGAUCAGCUGUGAUACCUUUUGUUAUGCGUAUUUUAUACGGUAAAAUGUUAUCCAAAACAGGAUCACGAACAGCUGGUAAAGCCAAUUUCGAUCUUCGAAGAUCAAUCGUUUUUCGAUUCCUUGCUUCUUGCUCAAAAGAUGAAAUUAUGUCAUUUUUGAAGCUAUCUUUUGCUGGUUUUGUUCACUUGUUUGAGGUCAAACCAAUGGAAAUAUUAUUUAGCUUGAAACAAAUCGACAUACACAGAUGUAUUCCACUAAAAUAUGUACAAGGCUGUUUAAAAACAUUGGAAUUGAUGUUUAUGCACUUUGGUAAUGUUGUUUCUAAUUUACUUCCAAUUCUCAACAAAAUUCUUCUCAUUGUUACAUCUUACGCUCGUGUGCUUCUUGAUCAACGAUUGCUUCUAAAUACUCAAGCCGUUAGUCGUCUCAAAGCGAUUCGAACUGAUUGCUUCAAAUUGACAGAGAAAUUCUUCACCCUAUUUGAAACUUAUCAUUUCACCAGUGAAGAGUUGGACGCUCUAUUUGAGGCUCUCUUGGAUCCAAUGAUUGUGAACCUUGCAAACGAAAGCUUAGAAAAUCCAUCGCCGCUUCUUCGGCUUCUCCAUUGUUGGUCAUGCAAUCCAAGAUACUUCAUUUUGUUUGUCAAAAAACAUUCACUUGAAGCCGACGUUACUCCAUUAUCCUGUUUGAUUAGUUUAUACUCUUCUAAUAAGGCAGCCAAUUCCGUCAUUGAUUACAUCUCUAACAUUUUGGCUAAUCUAUUGUCUUAUGAGAAUCACAAUCCGAUGGAAGAUGACGAAGAAUCUGUAAUACCUCAUCUUGAAGUAAAUUAUCUUAUCGAUGAAUCUUAUAAUGCAAUGUAUCGCACCACAAGUGAUGAGAUGAAUUUAGGAACUCACAUAAUGAUUCCUUAUAUUAGUCCAAUCCUUUCGAGGAUUCGAGUUAAUUUGAGUAACCGUUUGGCCAAGUCUAAACGAAGAGAAGUUAUCAUCCGUGAUAAUGAAACAAUUAUUUUGUCCCAUCUCAGUGUACUCGUUGAAAAGGAAGAAGAUUGUAUUGCUUUGGUUAAUCUUCUCAUCGAUUCAAUUAAUUACCAACAUGAUAAAAUUGAAGAAUCAGCCAUCAAAGCUUUGGAAUCAAUCAACAACUUGAUCGGUAAAAUUAAAAACAAUGCCAGACAAUUUAUUCUCAAACUAUGCCGUCUAUUCGAGCUAAUCCAUGACCGUAAUGCUCGAAUAAAAUUGUGUGAAAUCCUUACAACUGUAUCGAAAAAUUUACCCAAACUAGAAGCUCUAGUUGAAGUUAUUGCAAUGAUUAAUACCUACAACCCACGUAACCCAGAGGAACCCGACUAUUCAGUUCGUGAAGAAGGAUUUUCAAAGGCUCGUAAAAUUAUCCAAGGAAUAACUGAAAGCUCUGUACCGAGUGAUUGGAUUAAAAUUUUGAUCCAUAAUUGUGUCUUUUUCAUCAACACAUCUGAAGACAUUGGUCUUCGUGAAUCAUCAUCAACAUGUCUCAGCCUAAUCAUCAAACAGUUAUCUUCUUUUGAAAAUUUAAAGCAUUUUCAAAGUAUCGUGAUGAGCAUCAUAUUUCAAAUUCAUAUCAAAAAAGGUAUGAAAAAUCUUAAUGAACACGCAAGACAUGAAUGGAUCACAGUAUUAUCAGAUUUAGUUAAAUAUGGUAAAGAAAAGGACAAAAUGCUUGGACAGUUGGCUUUACUCUCUCAUGAAGAUGCUGAUCAAGAUUUUUGGAGCAAUGUUCGUCAUAUACAAGUUCAUCGACGAAUCCGUGCUUUAGCCAAACUUGGUAACAACCAUGAACUUCUAUCAAAAUUCUCACCACUUUUGUUGCAAGAUUAUAUUCUUCCAGUGGCUUCAAUAUUUAUCAGUGAUUUAAAAGCAACUAAAUAUGGAGCUGCGUCAAGUUAUGCUGUAGACCUCAUUGGAUCUAUUUGUUGUCACCUGCCAUGGGGACCUUACCAGAAAUUACUUCGUCUCUACCUGCAUCGUAUCAUUGGUGAUGCUGAUAAUCACAAGUCAAAUGUUAGAAUACUGUGCGCUAUUCUCAGUAACUUCAAUUUCGAUUUGAGUAAAUCAAUGUUACUUGUUAAAAGUAAAGAGGAAAAACAUGAAUCAACCUUGGCAAAACUGGAAAAUGAUGGUUCGUCUAAACAAGUGUUAAAUCCAGAAGCGGCAACUAGAGUUCAUCAAACAAUCAUCGGUGAUUUAGUUCCUAAGCUUCAAGAAGUUCUCUAUAAACUUUCCUACACUGAUUAUGAGUACGACAUUAUUCGCAGUGAAUUUAACCAUGAAGAUGAAAUUCAAAGGAUGCCAAUAGCUUUAGCUAUGGUUAGACUGCUUGACUCUGUUCUCAUAUCUGAAUCAGCCUUUGAGAAUCACAUUCGUGCCAUAUUCACACGAAUGUGCAACUUCUUGAAAUCUCGUCUGGAAAGUAUAAGAGAUGCAUCGAGAAAAAUUUUGUGCAAGAUAAUGGAAAUUCUUGGAGCUCGUUAUUUACAAAUUUUACUUCGUGAAAUGAAAUCCAUGUUGACCAAAGGUUUUCGUUUCCAUGUUCUCACCUAUACUAUUUACAUGGUCUUGGAAACUAUGUCGUCUAAUUUGAAAAGUGGAGAUCUUGAUGAAUGUGCACCUCUUUUGAUUGAAAUUUUUCACCAAGAACUGUUUACUGAUGUGGCUGAGGAAAAGUCUGUUGGUAAAAUAACAGCGAAAUGUAAAGAGGCCAAAAAGAUUAAAAGUUACGCCGCUUAUCGUAUUUUGGGUAAAUUUGUUUCAUCAAAAAACCUAAUCAAAAACAUGUUGCCAUUGAAAAAGAUUCUCGACGAAACAUUCUCGGUCAAGGAGAUUAAAAAGGUUACGAUUUGUAUGGAGAAACUAUUUCUUGGUUUGACUGAAAACCAAGGAUUAUCUGAAGUUUCACUUGUUUCAUUUAUUCAUGAUGCUUUAGAGGAUAAAAUUCCUUCUUUAAAAGUUAAACCUGAAAAAGUAAACAAAAAACAUAGUCAACCGCAAAGAAGUGAUUCCCUGCUAUUGAAACCAGAAUAUAAGCAGAAAAAGAUAACGAAAACCAACCCAAUGUCCAAUGUUCACGUUUUAUUUGAAUAUUGUUUGCGUUUACUCCUUUCUUUGUUUAAAAAGAAUCGUCUUAGGCCUGGAACUCCAGCUGUUGAAAAUCUUGGAAAAUUUGUUCCGAUCUUGAUUGAUUCACUAUUUUCAAAGCAUGUCAAGCUGACUUCAACUGCUCUUCGCUGUCUGAACCAAUAUAUUAGAAACUUUCCUGAUUUACCCGAAUUCAAAGAUUCUUGUGAUACCAUCAAAUGCAAUAUUUUAGUUUUACUGGAUGAAUUUGUUGCCUCAGGAGCCAACAGCAGGGAAAAUGUGGAAUUGGUCACAAUGUGUUUCAAAACAAUAUCAAAUUUAAUCAAAUCUAUCGAAUCAAUCAAAUUAACUGCUGAUCAAUUGAAAAUUUUGCUCUUCUAUGUGGAUAAGGAUAUGGCUGAUCGAGCUAAACAAUCAACUGCUUUCUCUUUGCUCAAAGCCAUUCUACAUAAGAAAAUGGAAUCAUCUGAAAUCAAGGAUAUCAUGCAAAAAAUCACCUACAUUAUGGUACAAUCAGAGGAUGAUCAUAUUAGGGAAGAAUGUCGUCUUGUCUGGUUGAAAUACCUUCUCAAUUACUCUCUUGGAAGUCAGUUUAAUAACCAUGUUAACUAUUUUACCCGCCAAUUGGAAUAUCCUCGAGAAAUUGGACGAUCAACCAUUCUUAAGUUGAUCUUUUCGGUCAUCAAGUAUCAAGAUAAUAGUCAAAUCUCUGACAAUGCUGCUGCUUUUUACAUUCCCUUAGCUGCCCGGUUGAUAAACGAUGAUUCUGUUAAAUGUCGUGAAUUGGUUGCAACCAUUUUGGAAAAAUUGUUAUCUAAAAUAUCUAAAAAAUCGAGGGAUAAAUUAUUUACUGAUGUCACUUUAUCUUGGUUUCAAGCUGAUAAUCAACUACACCGAAGACUUGCUGCUCAACUGUUUGGCCUUUUUGUUUCUGUUGAAGGACCAAACUUUCGUUCCCGAUUAACUCAGUGUUUGCCUUUACUCGUUCAACAAGUUGACCCUUCAAGAUACGAGCCUGGAGAAGAAUCAAAGGUCGAUGAUCAUCAAUUAUUCCAACUAUUAACUUUCUUCCAUAAAAUUAUCUUGCAUGAUCCUGAAAUCAUGGAGGACUCUAGAUUUAUUGAUAAUCUCAAUUCAAUAUUCUUUUAUAUUGAAAAAGAUUAUUUGACCUACCCUCACAUCUGGAUCAGGGUAUUAUCUGUAAAAAUAGUGGCUAGUCUUUUCAACCAUUUCACUGUUUCUCAAAUUUCCGAUUAUUUAAUUACUGCCAAACAAGAUAGAUUCUAUCUUUUAAACAAUUUACCCUUAAGAAUUUGGAAUCUUUGUAAAAAACAUUGUUUCCUCUUCAGUAUUAUCUAUGAAAACAAUGAAGUUGGGGACAUUUUGGUGAAAAAUUUACAUUACAUUGCCAAAGUUUUCUUGAGUUUACCCGAAAAUUUCAAGAUUAGUUUGGAUUUCGUUAAAAACAAUGGAAUAGCUGAGCAUAAAGAAAAUGACGAACAAAAUAUUGAACCAAAAAAGAAGAAAGCCAAAAAGAUGAAACAACCAGCCGAUCCAACACCAAAGCCCACUGAAAAGAUUGAUGACUGUCCUCUCAAUGAAUCUGGUACCGAGGAAAACUUCGUCGACAAGUUAAACUUGAGAUGGUUAACUAAUCGUCUUAUUAGGGAGAUUAAACGUGAAAUAUCAAACAAUCCUCAUGAAUAUCGAGCUCGUAUCACUAUCUUCAAAUGGAUUGCUGCAAUUGUUGUGGAAGCUGAUGCUUCAUUUAUUCAACAAAACUGUCGCAACUUGCUGAUUCCGCUUGCCCGUGAAAUAACUAAUCGUAACUUGAAAGAAGCUGGCCGUCUUAGAGAAGAAGAUCCUAAACAAAUUCUGGUAACUCAAUGUUUACAGUUGUAUGAAAUGAUCCGAAAUAAGGUUGGAUCCGAGGUAUUUAGUGCAGCCUAUGCCGAAGUGGUGACACUUCACAAUCGUAAAAAGAGUGAACGUAAAGCUUCACAAGCAGUUCAGUUCUUGACUAACCCUGUGAUGGCAAUGAGGCGAAAACAAAGGAAACAUCAAGCCUACAAAGAAAGCAAAAAACGGAAGAAGGACUUUAGAAGAGGAAAAGUAAAUCGUUUCAUGAAACGACCUAAAUUAAACUAAAUAUAUUUCAGCCUUUAACUUUGUGAUUGACGUGUUAUUUUGCGCUUAACUAUCUUUACUUUUGUAUUGAACCAAACAGUUACUGUAUAAUAAUAAUAUUAAUAACAAUAAUAACCAUAAUAUUAAUACCUUUCA